Molecule: messenger RNA, 5409 nt
Organism: Erpetoichthys calabaricus (reedfish)
Lineage: Eukaryota; Metazoa; Chordata; Cladistia; Polypteriformes; Polypteridae
Gene: mdga2a
Product: MAM domain containing glycosylphosphatidylinositol anchor 2a
Exons: 18
Coding region: 874-3774 (966 amino acids)
Biological process (GO): cell-cell adhesion
Cellular component (GO): cell-cell junction; membrane
Molecular function (GO): cell adhesion molecule binding
Source: RefSeq, a predicted model, not a curated record
GUGUACUGUCCCGUUAUUUUCACAUUCCCAAGCUCCCUCCCUCCUUCCAGAGCAGGGGACGCGCGCUUGCCGGGGGCGCGCCUGUCAUACUGAUCAUACAUAGAACGACGGCUACUUUCGCCAGGCACCAGCACUCCGCGCUCCAGUAACAGAGACGAGCUUCUUGUUGCCUCCUCCUCCUCCUCCUUCUCGCUCCGCUUCUCGUGGCGCCCAUACUGAUGAGUUUCAGAGAGUCACACUCCCCCUGACGUCGCCUGCUGCGGCUCUCCGCUUCUUCUCCAGCUCACGUAUUGCGCAGCGUGAGCGUUCAUCUUUCCACCGGCGCAGCCCCCCUUCAUCACGGCGGAACGGAAAGGAACAGAACACAGAAGAGAGCGAAGAGCCGUCCUUCCCUUCUUGCCGCUGCUGCUGCCGUUGCUGCUGGACACUACUCGUGCUGAAUGCGGCGGUUCCAGAUGGCCGUGCGAGAGCCAUGGCAGCUGAUGAAACUGGCACUCAGGGAUGCUAGAGGGGCCCUUCGGUGCGAUCGCUCUCCGGGUGCUCCGUGAGACACUUUAAGGGCAGUGCAUUUGGAAACUGAAGCUUAUUUUUUCUCCUUGAGAUUUUCACUGUGAACCUCCAUUCCUUCACCUGCAGCAGAACUGCUAGUCCACUUCUGAUCAAGCGCGCCUCUGCGCGCCCCCGCACUCGUUCUCGUUCGCACUGCCUGUUUAUUUUACCUUUGGAUUCUGUUCGCGUCCCGCCGGUGCUUCUUCCUCUUUCCUUCUCGCUCAAUAAGGACUGCUGAUCGGUGAGUGUGGCUGCUGCUGCUCACAUUGGCCUUGCAGGUGGUUCGCCAGCUCCGGGCUUGGAUAUGUUCACAUUCGCGGCGACAUGGAUUUAGUUUUGGCUGUUCUGUGGAUGCUCGCGACGCUUCUGGACGUCUUCGACUGCCAUGGAGUGUACGCUCCUCCCACGGUGCGCAUCGUGCACUCCGGACAAGCCUGCAACAUUGAAGAGGAGCGCUUCACGGAGCGGGUCUACACCAUAAGGGAGGGCGAGAUCCUGGAGCUAACCUGUCUGGUGACUGGACACCCGCGCCCCCAGAUCAGGUGGACCAAGACAGCAGGAAGCGCCUCUGACCGCUUCCAGGACUCGAGCGUCUUCAACGAAACCCUGCGCAUCACCAAAAUCCAGCGACACCAGGGGGGCCGAUACUACUGCAAGGCCGAAAAUGGCUUGGGCUCACCGGCUAUCAAGUCCAUCCGGGUGGACGUCUACUAUCUGGACGACCCAAUUGUGACGGUACACCAGAGCAUUGGAGAGGCAAAGGAGCAGUUCUACUAUGAGAGGACGGUGUUUCUGCGCUGUGUGGCCAACUCGAACCCCCCAGUCCGCUACAGUUGGCGCCGCGGGCGGGAAAUUCUCUCCCAGGGGUCAGAUAAGGGAGUGGAGAUUUACGAGCCAUUUUUCACGCAGGGUGAAACCAAGAUCUUAAAACUGAAGAAUCUCCGACCUCAGGAUUACGCCAACUACAGCUGCAUUGCAUCUGUGAGGAAUGUGUGUGGCAUACCAGACAAGAUGGUACUGUUCAGACUCACCAACAAAACAGCUUCUCCAUUGAUCAAGCUGCUCGUCGAGGAUCCCAUUGUGGUCAAUCCUGGGGAGACUGUUACCUUAGUAUGCAUAACCUCUGGGGGAGAGCCACCUCCUACUCUGACGUGGGUGCGCUCCACUGACGUGCUGCCCGACAAGAGCGUGCUUCAUGAGGGGACACUAACUCUGCCAGCUGUCACUUCGGAGGACGCAGGAGUUUAUAGCUGUGUCGCCAAUAACAAUGUGGGCAACCCCGCCAAGAAGUCCACCACCGUCAUUGUGAGAGCUCUGAAAAAGGGACGCUUCUGGAUCACUCCGGACCCCUACCACAAUGAUGACAACAUCCAGAUUGGCCGCGAGGUGAAGAUUUCCUGCCAAGUGGAAGCCACUCCACCGGAGGAGCUGGCCUUCAGCUGGCUGAAGAAUGGCCGUCCGCUACGCAGCUCAGAAAGGAUGGUCAUUACUCAGACUGACCCAGAUGUAUCCCCUGGUACUACCAACCUGGACAUAAUUGACCUGAAGUUCACUGACUUUGGCACCUAUACAUGCAUGGCAUCGCUGAAGGGCGGAGGAAUCCCGGACAUCAGCAUCGAUGUGAAUAUCUCCUCCACCACUGUGCCGCCCAACCUGACAAUCCCCAGAGGAAAGUCCCCGUUGGUGACUCGGGAAGGUGACACAGUGGAGCUGCAAUGCCUGGUGUCAGGGAAACCCAAGCCCAUCAUCCUUUGGUCCCGGGCUGACAAAGAGGUGCCCAUGCCCGAUGGCUCCAUGCAGAUGGAGAGUUACGAUGGCAUCCUGCGCAUUGUCAACGUCUCCCGUGAAAUGACUGGAUCCUACCGCUGCCAAACCAGCCAGUACAACGGCUUUAAUGUGAAACCGCGGGAAGCAAUUGUGGAGCUCAUAGUGCAGUAUCCUCCGACGGUGGAGCCAGUUUUCACUGAGAUCCGACAAGGACUGGGCCGGAACAUCGUCAUGAACUGCAAGGUCCUGCGAGCCUAUCCAUCGCGGGUCCUCACCUACGAGUGGCGCCUGGGUAACAAGCUUUUGGACUAUGGGCAAAUUAACUCUCAGCUCUACACCAAGCAUGUCAUCAACAACCUGACAAGGGAAGGCUACGGAGUCUACAACUGCAGCAUCAUGAACGAAGCGGGCAUUGGGCGCUGCAGCUUUCUGGUCUCAGGCAAAGCCUACGCCCCUGAGUUCUACUAUGACACCUAUAACCCACUGUGGCUGGACAGACCCCGAUACUACGUCUACAACUUGCAGUGGACGCAAAUGAACCCCAGUGCGGUCGACCAGAUUGUCGCUUACCGUCUGGGCUUUAAGCAGAUCAGCCACCAGCGUUGGUGGGAACAGGAGAUCCCAGUCAAUCAUGUCAUUCAGAAAGAGGAGCUACUCCAGUACAACCUGUCCGAACUGAUAAGGCCUGAGACCUACGAGGUGCGUCUGACUCCCAUUACCAGACUGGGCGAGGGAGACUCCACAAUCCGGAUCAUCAAGUACAGUGGAGUCAGAAGAUUACCAGCUCCAAUAAAUCCACACUUGCGUGAAUUCAUCUGCAGUUUUGAAGAAGCUCCAAUCUGCAGUUUUUCUCAAGACAAGACCGACAACUUUGACUGGCUAAAACAAAGCGCAGCAACCCGGGACACCAAGUACACGCCAAACACGGGGCCCAAUGCCGACAGGACUGGCUCAAGAGAUGGUUUCUUCAUGUACAUCGAGGCCUCCCGUCCCAGGAAGCCAGGAGAAAAGGCCCGGCUGGUGAGCCCCAUCUUCAAUGUGGCCCCCAAGAACCCGUAUGGCACUAGCAGCUCGACGUACUGCUUCAGCUUCUACUACCACAUGUACGGAAAGCACAUAGGUGCUCUAAACGUGUACUUGAAGUUAAAAGGGCAGACGACAUCUGGAAACCCUGUAUGGUCAAUUAGAGGAAACCAGGGACAGCACUGGAGGCAAGCGAGCAUGAAUAUUCAGCCCAGCACAUCAUUCCAGGUGAUCUUCGAAGGGGUCCGCGGCGAGGGAAUCGAGGGCGACAUCGCAAUUGAUGAUGUGUCGAUCGUUGAAGGAGAGUGCAUGAAAGAUAACCCACCACCCAAGACCAUUUCCUUCUGCGUUCAUCAGCACACUCCUCUCAUCCCUUUGCCUCCUCUCCACGUCUCACUGCCCACGUCUCCAUGCUUCUUUGUCUGCGCAACCUGAGUCAAGGGGCUAACGAGGCUUGUCCAUCCAUUUUUUCUCAGACUUGAAAUCAUCGUCCCCACCUUCAGUAAGGACGCAUAUAUGGCAGUUGCCUGUCACUCUGGUGGUGGCUCUGUUGACCAACCGAAGGUGACCUUUCCCCGGCAGAGGCUGCUGAAACGAGCCAUUGGGUACUGGCAUGAAGAAGGAGUCUUUGUACUUGGACCUUCAGAAAACAAAAAAGAAAAAAAUAUCUGAAAAUAAAAAUAAGAAAAAAAAAAAAAGAAAAAAGAAAACUACCAAAGAUUCAUCCGCUGAACUGCUGAGCGUCAGACUGACACGUGAAAGGAAAGCACCUGAGAGCAAAAGAACUUCAGUCAGAGUCCCGUGUUUGUAAAGAAAUAUAUGCAGCACGCCUGUGAGGGCAGAUGGGAGAAUCCUUUUGUGGACAAGUCUCAAGUGAGCGAGAGAGCCAGCGAGCGAGAGACAUGCUCUUGUAAAGCACAAAGUCAUGGCUGUGUGUGUGUGCGCGCAUGUGUGUAUUCUCGUUUUUCUUUUGGUCGUUUUCCUUUUUUUUUUUCCUUUUUUCCCAUGUUGCCAAGGAACCCCGAGGGUUGAUGGAUUUAACAGUUCCUCCCCCUUUUCUCCUCCCUCCUCGCUGGCACCGGCACCACAUACCUUCAGCUUGUCUCUUGUUUGGCUGUCCUUUUUAUUGGCUCCCACACCCCAAACUCUUCCGCGCUCUCCUGUUUUCUCAUUGUCAGCAUGGCAGUGCUCUGGGUGGCUACCGUCUCUCCCUGCAUGAACUCCCACUGGUUUCAGGAAGAAAAAAAUGAUACGAAACAAAAACACAAAACAAGAAAUCCUGUUUAAGGCCCGUUGGAAGUGUCUCCCUUCCUGUCAACACCCCCACCCCACAUCCGUCCAACUUUGGGAAUGUGAGCCUCUGUCUGCCAUGAAACCAAGUGCCUUCAAAUUUCAAGCCUGAAAGGGUGAAGAGAACACUGGCGGGCCCAGCAGAGCCAAUGGAAAAUGCCACGCCACCAGAGGAGCGCAUCUCCGAGCCCCGCGGCUCCUCCACCUAUCACGCUUCUUAUAGCCAUCAAGACAGCCAUGGCCUUUGAGCUCGCAGUCCUCUCGAUAUGGGAUGGGGGGGCGGGGCCUAAGGGGAGCAAUGUGUGUGAGUGUGUGUGUGUGUGUGUGAGUGUGAGAGUCUGCGGGUGAGUGUUAAGCGUCUGAGGGGACGGAGUGGACCUUGGGACUCCAGCGGCCUCCUUCACCUCUGCCCUUUUAAACUGUGUGGAUUCUGAACAAAAAAAGAAAUAUUUUAUUACUUUACGCGGAUUCGUGUAGCCGGACUUUUACACGAAACAGACUCGGAGCUACCUGACACCAUACAAAACCUUAACCAGCUGGUUUUUCAGACGUAUUGUAAAUCUCCCCGAUAUUGUUGCAUAUGAUGACAUUUAAAGACUCUUUCCUUUUUUUUUUUCCUUUAUUUGACCUUUUAACUUCAUAUAACAGGCUUUCUUUUGUUCCAGGAAGAUAUACUUGUCCUUUCUUAGCACCCUUGCAUUUUAAACAAGAAGAAAAAGAAAAAAAAGAUAUGCAAAACAAACAAAAAAAAAUUGGUAAAUAAAUUAUUUCAAAAGGCAA